Molecule: messenger RNA, 2772 nt
Organism: Cryptomeria japonica (Japanese cedar)
Lineage: Eukaryota; Viridiplantae; Streptophyta; Pinopsida; Cupressales; Cupressaceae
Product: G-type lectin S-receptor-like serine/threonine-protein kinase At2g19130
Exons: 2
Coding region: 1-2772 (923 amino acids)
Biological process (GO): protein phosphorylation; recognition of pollen
Molecular function (GO): ATP binding; protein serine/threonine kinase activity
Source: RefSeq, a predicted model, not a curated record
AUGAAGUCUUUGAUCCUAGCAAUUACUGUGAUUAUUGCAGCACAUUAUUGCAGUUCACUAGCAGUGGGUAGUGGAGAUACCCUUCUAUUGGGGAAUUCUCUCACUGGAAAUCAGACCAUAUUGUCAAAGAACGGCGUGUUUGCAUUGGGCUUUUUCAGUCCGAGUGGAACGAACAAUUGGUAUAUUGGCAUCUGGUAUGCACAUCUCUCUGAGAAGACCACAGUUUGGGUGGCUAACAGAGAGAAUCCUGUCAGAGGCAUGCCCGGCGUUCUGCUAUUUUCGAGGGAUGGUCAUCUCAGAUUGUUUGAUAGUAAGGGCCUGUCAGUUUGGUCGACCGAUAAUGGCCUGAAAGGAUCGCGGGCGGUGAUAACAGAAGCUGGUAAUUUCAUUAUGCUGGGUGAGGGCCGCAACAAGUAUGAGAUUGUUUGGGAGAGUUUUGCUCAUCCGGGAGAUACAUGGUUGCCUAACAUGAACUUUUCGAAAGGCAUGAAGCUAAGUUCGAGGAAGAGUUCUGUGGAUCCCGCAAUUGGGGUCUUCUCUUUUGGAAUGGACAUUUCUCCAGGAAAGACGCAGCUGGUGAUGGUCUACAACAACAAUGUUCCAUAUUGGUCCACUGGAGAGUGGGUCACGAAUUAUUUUACCAACAUUCAUGAGUUGGAUGGUGACAAGACAAUCCAAAUGUUCUGUGUGAGGAAUUCUCCUUCAAGCAUAUACUUCAAUUUCAGGUUAGAACAGAACGUCGUGGGGCGGAUCGUGUUAGGAGAUAAUGGCAGACUAGAGCUUUACUACUUGAUGGAAGAUAAAAAAUGGAAUUCGAUGUGGUCAACACACGGAAGUCAAUGCAGUGCCUAUGAUAUCUGCGGGGCGUAUGGAGUGUGCUAUGCAAAUGAAGUGUGUGGUUGUGUUGAUGGCUUCACCAAGUCCAAGAACGAGUCACAUGUUUGGCAGUCAAGCGGCUGUGAACGACGAACACCUCUACACUGUUCUGCCACAGAGGGCACCACCGAUGAAUUCUCUGAAGCCAAGAACCAAUACUUGCCCGAAGAAGGAGCUGUCUUAAUCAACAACGAGCCAACACAGCAAGGCUGCCGGACUGCUUGUCUCAGCAAUUGCUCCUGCACAGCCUUUGCUUUCGCUACUUCUGAUCCACCCGUCUGUAAAUUGUGGUUUGGAGAAUUGCUCAGAAUGCGUGAUUCAUCUGCCGGCCAGUCUGUUUUCAUUAGGCUAGCUGCCUCUGAGUUACGCCACUCGACAUCAGAAGGAAGCAGCAAAGCCCAUGGUCGUAGCAUUGUGCUUCCUGCGACUAUCGCUGCUGUAGCUGUUGUCGUUUUAGCUUUCCUGUUGGUCGGAUUUCUUCUGUCAUGGAGACGUCGAAGACAGCCCAGAAGAAGCAUAGAAGAGGACGUCCCAAAUUCACUCAAAACAUUCACUUACAAAGAAUUGCGAAUUGCAACCAAGAAUUUCAAGCAUAGGCUCGGGGGUGGGGCGUUCGGCUCUGUGUUCAAAGGAACUCUGCCAGACAACACGCUUGUGGCGGUAAAAAGAUUAGAGGGUUCUGGCCAAGGAGAAAAGCAAUUCCGUGCAGAAAUAAGCACCAUCGGGAGAAUACAGCAUGUGAAUUUGGUGAGGCUUCGGGGAUUCUGCGUAGAAGGCUCUCGAAGGCUUCUAGUGUACGCCUACAUGCCCAAUGGCUCUCUAAAGUCUUUACUCUUCUGUAAAGAUGAAGAAGCAAGGAAGGUGUUGGAUUGGAAGACUCGAUUUCAGAUCGCAGUGGGCACUGCACGAGGAUUAGUCUAUCUGCAUGAGGAAUGCAGGGAUCGCAUCAUUCAUUGUGACAUUAAGCCUGAAAACAUUCUGUUGGAUGACGACUUCAGCCCCAAGGUGGCCGAUUUUGGGCUGGCCAAGCUGGUGGGCAGAGAUUUCAGCCGAGUGCUGACGACCACAAGAGGAACUCGAGGGUAUUUGGCUCCCGAGUGGGUAUCCGGCCUUCCUAUCACUGCCAAGGCAGAUGUAUUCAGUUUUGGCAUGACUUUGCUGGAAAUUAUAUCUGGGCGAAGAAAUAUUGAGUUGAAUGUGGAGGAGAGCAGGUUCUACUUUCCUACCUGGGCUGCAUCUCAAAUUCAAAGAGGAAACAUUAUAGGUGUUGUGGAUGCAAGGAUAGCGAAUGAGGCGGAUAUUGAAGAGGUAGGAAGAGCCGCUAUGGUGGGUAUGCUGUGCAUUCAAGAGGAUGAAAAUAAGAGGCCGAACAUGGGGGAAGUGGUGAAGAUAUUGGAAGGGACGAUGGAGGCUCCUGUGCUACAAAUUCCAAGGGGUGUAGAGGUGCAAUUAGAUCAGCUAGACGAUGAUGACAGCGAUAGCUUCCAGUUCACUACAGCAAGCCAAACAACGGACUCGCAAGCAGAUGUGGUGGCCCGAGCUAUCAUUGGCGAGGGGCUGAAGCUGGUGGAAAGCCCACGGAGGAGGAUUGGAGUGGAUGUUGGGGUGUUGCAACCUUUUGUCAUCUGGUCGGCUUCCCGGUCGGUAGAAUUGCAGGUGGAGGAUGCAAGGAAAGUUUGGGACGAGAUUGUGGUUUUUGUGCACAAAUUGGGGCUGACCAAGCGAGUGAAGAUCCAUGGGAAGGUGACUCCCAUUCAGUCUGAGGCCCCUCUGGAUGUGGAUGGGAGGCUAUUGGUUCGACAUCAAAUCCCAAAGAAAUUGGCGAAGGGGGUGGAGCGAGGGUCUCUGUUUGGUAGCAGGCCAGGAACGGUGCCAGAUGGAGGAACCGUGACGUAG